GUUGCAACAGAUGGCUUUACCAGCGGCGGCUCGGCGGCGGCUGCACCGAGGAACUCUGGGACGCCGUUAAACACAGGAGAGAGAGAGAGAGAGAGAGAGAGAGAGAGAGAGAGAGAGAGAGAGGGAGGGGUUGUUAGAAAGUCACAGAGCUGAAACAGAGAGAGAGAGACACACAGAGUGAGACUUCUCCUUCUUCUUCUUCUUCCUCAAACCUUCGGCUGCAGACUCGGCGUCCUCCCCUCCAGACGGACACGGAGACAUGUCAGAGUGAAGACAAGAGGAGAUGAUCUGAGCCUUCCUCCUCCUCCUCCUCCUGCUCCUCCUGUUCUGGGGUCAGAGAGGAGACACCUGCUGACAGCGAGGAGGUCCUGAGGGAGGAGACGCAGCAGCAGCAGCAGCAGCAGUAGCAGGAGGUCCCUGCUGAGCUGAACACACUGUUAAACACUCCAGAGUGUCUUUACAAGACGCUGAGCAGGUAAAGCAGCUGAUUGGUGGACCUGUGGGGGGGUCGGGGUCGAGGGCCAUGGCGGGCCGACUCCUCCUCUUCCUGUUCCUCUCUGUGACGCUUGCCCACGCCCACUUCCCGUCCGGCCAGCGGCUGAAGCCCCGCCUCCAGAGAGACCGCCGCAACAUCCGUCCCAACAUCAUCCUGAUCCUGACGGACGACCAGGACCAGGAGCUUGGCUCCAUGCAGGCCAUGAAUAAAACUCGCCGCAUCAUGGAGGAGGGCGGGACUUCUUUCUCCAACGCCUUUGUGACCACGCCCAUGUGCUGUCCGUCACGCUCCAGCAUGCUCACUGGGAAGUAUGUCCACAACCACAACACCUACACCAACAAUGAGAACUGCUCCUCCAUGUCGUGGCAGCGGCAGCACGAGCCCCGAACCUUCGGAGUCUACCUCAACAACACAGGAUACAGGACAGCUUUCUUCGGGAAGUAUCUGAACGAGUAUAACGGCUCGUACGUGCCGGCCGGCUGGAGGGAGUGGCUCGGUCUGGUGAAGAACAGCCGCUUCUACAACUACACACUGAGCCGUAAUGGAGAGAGAGAGAAACACGGAGCACAGUACCCACAGGACUACCUGACCGACCUAAUCACAGCUGAGUCCAUCAGGUAUUUCCGCUCGUCCAAGCGAGUUUAUCCUCACCGUCCGGUCCUGAUGGUGCUGAGUCACGCCGCGCCACAUGGACCAGAAGACUCAGCACCGCAGUACAGCACCGCCUUCCCCAACGCAUCACAGCACAUUACUCCCAGUUAUAACUACGCCCCGAACCAGGACAAGCACUGGAUCAUGAGGUACACCGGCCCCAUGAAGCCGAUCCACAUGGAGUUCACCAACAUGCUGCAGAGGAAACGACUGCAGACGCUGCUGUCAGUGGAUGACAGCGUGGAGAAGCUGUAUAACAUGCUGGUGGAGACCGGUGAGUUGGAGAACACCUACAUCAUCUACACGUCUGAUCACGGUUACCACAUCGGACAGUUCGGACUCGUCAAAGGUAAAUCGAUGCCGUACGAGUUUGACAUCAGAGUCCCGUUCUUCAUCAGAGGACCCAACGUGGAGCAGGGCAGCAUUAACCCUCACAUGGUGCUGAACAUCGACCUCGCUCCAACCAUCCUGGACAUCGCCGGCCUCGACACGCCUCCAGACAUGGAUGGGAAGUCCAUCCUGUCUCUAUUGGACACGGACAAACCUGCCAACAGGUUUCAACUGAGUAAGAAGUCAAAGGUGUGGAGAGACUCGUUCCUGGUGGAGAGAGGGAAGUUGCUCCACCAGCUGGUGGAGGGGAAGGAGGUUUCUCAGGAGGAGAACUUUCUGCCCAAACAUCAACGAGUUAAAGACCUAUGUCAGCGAGCCGAGUACCAGACACCGUGUCAGCAGAGUGGACAGAAGUGGCAGUGUGUGGAGGAUGCCACGGGCAAGCUCCGGCUCUUCAAGUGUAAGAGUGAAGGGGGCGGGGCUAAGAGCCCACAGAGGGGCAUGGUCGCCCGCCAGCGUCCAAUCAGCAUCAAGUCUCAGCUGUACCAGCCGACCUCUGACCCCGCCUGCGACUGCAGCCUGCGCGACCUCCGACCUCUGAGCGUGAUGAGGCCCUUCAACAAGAAGCCCUUCUUCUCUCCCAAGAAGUUUAAAGCCCUGAAGAGUUACUCCAGGAACCGUUACAGCCGCUCUGUCACCCUGAGCAACAGUUACCCCGGCAACCACAGUGUGCAGGAUGACGACGACGACUUCAGCGGGAUGGGAGGAGCUCCAGAAGCCGCCACCACUGUCGCCGCCACCACGCCAGACUCACACAAGGUCACACACAGAUGUUCCAUCUUGCCCAACGCCACGGUGCAGUGUGACACCGGCGUCUACGAGUCUCUGCAGGCCUGGAAGGACCACAAGCUGCACAUCGACCACGAGAUCGAGACGCUGCAGACCAAGAUCAAAAACCUGAGAGAGGUCAGAGGUCACCUGAAGAAGGCCCGCCCCCUGGAGUGUGACUGCAACAAAUACCUGUAUAAAUCCAAACUGAAGAACAAGCUGCGGUUCAGAGGAGGAGGACACCCGUUCAGGAAGGGCGGGGCUCGGGAUAAGAAGGCGUGGCUCCUGAAGGAGCAGAAGAGGAGGAAGAAGAUGAGGAAGCUGAUCAAGAGGAUCAAAAACAACGACACAUGUUCGAUGCCUGGACUCACCUGCUUCACACACGACAACCAGCACUGGCACACCGCCCCCUACUGGACAUUGGGUCCGUUCUGUGCCUGUACCAGCGCCAACAACAACACCUACUGGUGUCUACGGACCAUCAACGACACACACAACUUCCUGUUCUGUGAGUUUGCCACAGGAUUCCUGGAAUACUUCGACCUGAACACAGACCCAUACCAGCUGAUUAACGCUGUCAGCUCGUUGGACCGGACCGUCCUCAACCAGCUUCACGUCCAGCUGAUGGAGCUGCGAGGCUGCAGGGGACACAAGCAGUGCAACCGCCGCACACGCUCCAUGGAGCAGGACGUCUCUUCAGCUGGAGAGAGGGAACACGGCAGCUUCGAUGACUACAGGGUGUUUGAAAGGAGGAAGUGGCCAAGAAUCAAGAAACCGUCUUCGUCGUCUCGAACUCUGGGACCAAUCUGGGACGGCUGGAAGGGCUGAGCCUCCUGAUUGGUCGGAGCAGGCUCCUGACUCCACCCAUGGCAGCCUGAAGGGGCGUGUCCCCCCACCCCAUCUCACCGUCAGCCAAUCAGCUUCUGCCAUACCUGUGACAUCACUGGGCCCCCCCACACCCUGCUGCUCAGGGAGAUGCUGGGACCAAACACCUCCUCUCCUCUGAAGAGGGUCGCUGCAUGAGGAGGAGGAGGAGGAGGAGACGAUUAGGAGGAGAGCUUGUUGGACCUGCACCUCUCCUCCUCCUCCUCCUCCUCUUCCUUCACCUCUCUCCUCCUCCUUUCCUCCUCCUCUACUCCUUCUCCUCCUCCUCUCUCUCCUCCUCAUGCUCCUCCUCUCUCCCUCCUCCACUCCUCCAAACUUCUCCUCCUCUUUACUCUCUCCUCCUCAUCUUUCCUCUCUCCUCCUCUCUCCUCUCUCUGCUCCUCCUCUCUCCUCCUCCUCCCCCUGCACCUCCUCCUGCUCCUCCUCUUCAGGUUCCUCCCAGCAGCCAUAUCUCUUGUCUUUCUCAGCGUCUGUUACCGAAUGAGUCGUUUGUUGUUUUAAACUCAGACUGAGACUCUGUGACAUCACUGUGACAUCACUGAUGACAUCACUGAUGAUGUCACUCUUUUUUCUUGUUAUUUUUUAUUUCUUUCACUAACUCGAGUGACGUUACUGACGACGGAGCUUCAGUUGUACUAACCAGGUGACUGACUACAGUUCCCAUGAUGCAACAGGACGGAGCGCUGGACGACGAGAACAUUUUGAAAUUAAAAACGUUAAAGAAGGAUUUCCAGAUUGUGGGACUGCCUGAGUCUGUGAGCCAAUAGGAACAGGACUACAUGAUGAUGUCAUGAUCUCUGUAGUUUUAUCACUCUUCCUCUUCUCAUCACUCGUUUCCAGCUGAUUUACUUUUUUUUACUUUUUCGUUAUUUGCUGUCAGACUUUCUCACAAAUGUCCAGAGAUAAAAUGAGGACUUAUAAAAUGUAAAAUAUAACUUUAGAGAAACUCGACCGGACUCACACAGGAAGAGAAACAGAUUGAACACGUCUGAUGAUUUCUGACCUUUUUUAUUCCAUCCAGCAAAGAGUGUUGCCGAUAUUGAAUACACCUUUAAAAACUUGAAUAUAAAGUCAUCAGAUGUGUGUUAAAAUCAACUCUCAGAUACUUUUACACUGUGAAGUCCAACUCUUCUGUCAGUUCCUACAGUUCCCAGAAUGCCUUUCAGCAGCACAGAGAGAGAGAGGGGACAGGUCUUUAUAUGCUGAGUGACAGAAGAACUGACAGUUUGCAGGUAGAUAACAGCUGCUUACAGCUGCAAACUGCUAACAGAUGCUACCAGCUGAACAGCCUUGUAGGUUUCUAUUAUUCAUUUUUUUGUUUUUUUAUCUGCACCAAAAACAAGUUAGAAAAAAGAUUAGCUUCAUUUUAUGCACGUGUUCACGGCCUAGGAAGUUAUUGUUACAAUUGCUUCCUAGGCAGCACACACAACAACAGAGAAAAUCUAGAAACAAAAGCUGCAUUCAAACAGAUUGAGAGAGAAAAAAAUAAUGAAUUAAACUUAAAUAACUUUGCACACUGCAACCAAAAAGACGUUUGAUUUCAGAUCAAAAAAGGUUGUUUACAAAUCCAAAAGUUUUGUUUGCAAACUGAAAACUUUUUCUACUUACUGUUCAGUUGAUUCUACAAACAAAAAUUUAGCAAACAAAAGUUUUUGUUUGCUUUUAAUUUUGUUUUCUUUCAUCGCAAAUUUUAUUUUACUUGCAGUAAAACAUUUUUUGAUCGCAGCGUGGAAAGUUUAUUCUCAAACAUUUUCUGUUUGACUGUUUAAUAAAGACACAAAACCAACCUGUACAGAACCACACAGUCCUCUACAACCUCUCUGCGUGGACUUUAUCGCUCUUACCACAUCACCUCCUGUCAGAAUCACUGCAGCCACCAGUUUUGUAGUAUGGUGAUCGGUCUUGGUGUCGAGACCAGUCUCAAGACCACUUUUUAAAGGUCUCUUCUCGGAAUCGUCUGCAUUUUUACUCAGUCCUGUCUCGGUCUGGGACAAAGCGGACUCUGGAUUUUAUUUCAAGACCGGUCAAGACCACAACUGUGCAUUUUGGGAUUUACUUGUUAAUAUUGUUACUGUGGUUUUGCGUAAAUCGUAUUGCUUUGAGUACAGCCAAUAACAUCACUCAUAUAUAUAAUUUGAAAUUGUUGUCACCCCUCCCGCCUCCUUUCACAUGCCCCCCUCAAAAGUGCAUGUGAGUGACAGGAGAAAAUGUCAGCCAACUCGCCUGUAAUAAAAUUUGGUUACCUGAACCACAAAGAUUUUUUGUGCACAGCUACAAAAAAAAGAAAACACAACGCAACUUGUAAAUUCUGCAAAGCAACGGUAACGGAGAUGGCUGGGACUGGUCUUGGUCUCGACGUGGUCUCGAUACACCGUAGUCUUGACUACAACACUGGCAGCCACUAGAGGGCGCCACACAACAAACUGCACAGAGAAGCUGUUGGUUGAUUGUUGGGAAGGACAGUCUCUGAUUAGAGUCGUCUCUCAGGUGAAUUAAUAACCAGUGCAUAGGUGUAAUUUAUGAGGGGAUGGGUGGGUUGCAACCCACUCAAUAAUCCAAUCGAGCCACCACAACCCACCCAUGAUACCAUCAUACCAUCAAUUAUUGAUAAUGAAUGAAAGUUUUAUAAACCCAACAAUGUGGUAGAUUUUCUCAAUUUAGCAGAUAGUGACGUUUGUGUGCGCCUCCUCCCACUCUGAGAUUUGGUUUUGCCCACCUCAGACCAUAUAAAUAUAUAUAUAGGCGGAAAUCUCAACCCCCCUAAUGUACAACUCAAAGUUACGCCCUUGAACCAGUGAAAUGUGGUUUUAAUGUGUGAGAUCUGAGGGAGCGAGUUCAUGCAUCAGUGUUUGAUGUCAGAGAGGAUUCAGCAGGUUUAAUGUUGUGUUUUAGGACUUUAAGAGCACAAAUUUAGGGUUUAAAGGAGCAUUCUUCGAAGGAUUAGACGAUCAUUCCUUCAUGAAAUGUGCUGGACCUUUUAAACUCAAGAUAUUUACUGCUACUGUUUAUACAUUCUGGAAGAUACAGAGCCAGUGUGUGAAAGCCUUGUUGUGCUGUUGGUCUGAUUAUUGUUGUUUGACUCUGUUUCAACUGCAAAAGAAAAAAGAACUGACUCUGUGACGUAAAAAUAUGUAGUUUUUUAUGUUUCAGAUCAUAUUCCUGACCUGAUGAACACACUCUCUCUCUCAGUAGUUUCCCUCUCGUGGUGUGAAAGUGUUUCGGGAGGUUUUUUCUCUCUUUCCUGUGUGAGUUCAGCCAGCCGUCUGCUGUUUAUAGAGUUUUUUAACCCUUCAUGUAUUUUGCUCUGCGGUGCUAUUUGCUGUCUAACAACUAUCUAGGAAAAACCUCCUGGUUGUGUUUGAAUGUAUUUGUAAAUGUUUAGGUGUGUUUUCUAAAGACGCACACUAGAAUGGGAGCUCACACACACACACACACACACACACACACUCACACACUGAAGGACUGCUGAGCACUUUGAUGGAGGUUGUGGACCUGUGUGAUGCUGAUCUAACACCUGUACAGAAACAGUGAUUGGUUUAGUUUGUGAAUAAAGUGUCCAAUGCCAAAAUGUA
Molecule: messenger RNA, 6762 nt
Organism: Centropristis striata (black sea bass)
Lineage: Eukaryota; Metazoa; Chordata; Actinopteri; Perciformes; Serranidae
Product: extracellular sulfatase Sulf-2-like
Exons: 24
Coding region: 524-3133 (869 amino acids)
Biological process (GO): glycosaminoglycan metabolic process
Cellular component (GO): plasma membrane; endoplasmic reticulum; cell surface
Molecular function (GO): N-acetylglucosamine-6-sulfatase activity; glycosaminoglycan binding
Source: RefSeq, a predicted model, not a curated record